Molecule: messenger RNA, 880 nt
Organism: Jaminaea rosea
Lineage: Eukaryota; Fungi; Basidiomycota; Exobasidiomycetes; Microstromatales
Exons: 2
Coding region: 343-819 (158 amino acids)
Source: RefSeq, a predicted model, not a curated record
AUUCUAUUCUCUUCGCAGCAGCGCCGUACGUCUUCGGGAGAUCGAUGCUCGCCUGAUCGAUCACACGAUGAGUUGGGCGUCGAAGGUCUGCAGCUCUAGGACGCUGCGCCCCAAGCUCGGUGUCCAAGACCCUCGCGUGGGCGCUGGCUGCUGGCUGACGCGCAGUGUGACGUCGAGCUCCACUUGACUUUGAGGUCUUCUGAACCCUGAAUGACCCACUUCUUCAUCAGACGUCAGGGCAUAUAAGCAAGGAGACGAGCCGGAUCUGCGUUCCCUUCUUUCAACGAUAUCAAAACAAAGAACUUAAUCCCUCACAUCACCACUACCACACCAAUCACCGACAUGUCCGAGGCAUUCGCAGGCAAGUCCAACGCCCAGAUCAUUGACGAGCAGUCGGCCGACCUCGACCAGAAGUCGCGCGGCCAGACCGGCGAGUCCUUCAACCCCCGCAACACUGCUCUCAGCGAGGAGUCUGGACUCAACGAGUCCGGUGUCAAUGACAGCAGCAAGUUCCCUGGCGUCGAGAUCCAGCACGGCCGCGGCGGCAUGACCGGUGGAGGCGACGAGGUGCCCAUCCGUCCCGGAGAGGGAGCGGACGGGGACCAGAUCGAGUCGUCGAGGCGCUACGAGGGAAUUGGCGGACCGGAGGACAAGAGGGCGCAGGAGCUCGCUGACAACCCCGGAGGGUACGACGCAAGGCCGAGGGGAAUCGACGAGGUCCCUGACAGGUCCAAGGCAGAGGUCGUCCCCAUGACUGAGGGACAGCAGCUCGAGGAUGACCAGGAGGGCACCGCGCGUGGCUUCAGCAUCAACUCGUAGACGAGCGAGCACGCAAAAUGAAAUCAAUCAUACUGAAGAGAUCAUUCUGGCUUGACUGAUA